Messenger RNA from Aspergillus tanneri, 195 nucleotides. RefSeq lists its product as uncharacterized. The transcript has 2 exons. The record is from RefSeq and is a predicted model, not a curated record. Bases 1 to 195 code for a protein of 64 amino acids. NCBI's taxonomy places the organism in Eukaryota, Fungi, Ascomycota, Eurotiomycetes, Eurotiales, Aspergillaceae.
AUGAAUACCACAACCCUUAGUAGCGCCGUGGCCGAUGCGGCGGGGAAGGCCCAGAAAAGCCAAGGGCUAUCCGCCGAGUCGUUUUUGAUGUCACUGGCAGUGUAUGAAAGAUGGGAGCCCCGCGGCAUUUCGACCGAGAUGCUUGGAAGACGGGGCGUUAGAAUUUCAGCCCAGAGUGCGGACCGUUUGGAUUAG